GCACGGAUGACAAAACCAUGGGCGGGGAGGGGAUGUAGGGCACUCCACAAAAGAGAAAGGGAGAUUGUCAGGACGACAUGGUCGACUCUUCGAAGAAACUGAAGACCAAGGCCCCGACGAGUGUGGGGGAGAAACGAAAGGGAACCAGGGGGGAGCAACAUCGCCCGGGUACCAAACAUCCAACUGCGAAACAGAAGCGGCCUGCACCGGGACCUUCCUCGCCACGACCUCCCAUCAACAUCGAUGCCAGGUACUUCCUAGAGUACAAAGAUGGCGUCAGAACAAAGCGGGAGUUCGAGAUUAGCCCAGCGCAGGUCAUCGACCUCGGGGAGUGGGAGGAUUUGGACAACCAGUGGUCCCUGAAUCCCGUCCCCAUAGAAGGGAUCAAAGAAGCGAUGUGGUUAGCGUUCGAUAACAAAGAACAGUCAUACGAGUUGCCAACCUUGAAACUGGCACGGUUGGGGCUGCGAAAACCAACUCUCGGGGCCAAGGUUGUACGUCUGAAGCCGGAGGACUGCAAGGACGAGCUUUCGGGCCAAUACUACUACAAUGCGGUGUGUGGGCAUCACAACGCAGCUGCUGCCAGGUCACUGCUUUGCAGCAAGGUGGCCAAGAAGUACAAUUUCGAGCGGUGGCCGACACGUAUGGUGAACUUUUCGGACGACGACUUCGAAGAGUAUUUCCUUGUUAGUUCCCAGGACAACAAGGACCUCAAGGCACCUCCAAGACAGUUGAAACUGUCAAUGAAAGACAUUGGGUGGCAGUGGAAGCAUGACGGUUCCCUAAAGCUGUUAUGUAGGACUAUUGUGGGAAACAAGAACACGUUCGAAAAGGGUGCCGGCUCCCCCUCCUUGGCGAAGCUUGGAAAGCACACCAUGCAGGAAAUGGUGCAGUUGGUCAAGUGUGACCGCGUGUUGUUGCGGUUGUGGAAUUACUACCAAUUAAAGCACGAUAAGAGUCUGGACGUGGAUUGGAUCCAAAAGUACCCUUUCCUAAAAACAAAGUCUGCUAUCUUCAAACAAUUCGAAAGUCGAGGAUUGGAUGACGAUUUGUCGGAUGGUAGCACGAAAUACGUUUCUAACGCGGCGCUGUUCAAGGACAACUCGCCGUACAUGGUUUGCGCCAAGGACCACUCGAUCGAGGCAAUAGAAAAGUUGGUCGGCCACAGGAAGUUGACCCUCGAAUGGAGAAACAAGGUUCUCUCCGUGUUGACUGGGAGUAGAUUGAAGAGUCAGGAGAUCGCACUUGUCGAAGGCAUUGUGGACACAAAAUGGACAGACACGGGGGAUGUGACAUCCAUCACACCGUUCGACAACGACUCUUUGGAGGUAGACAUCUGGAGUGCAGAGAUGAAGGAAGCAGUGGCUGCCACAAAGAGCCACAAUGGAGGGCCCGACGAGACGGAGACGACGAACUCCAUCGAGAUCCGAUCUUCUUCAGAGGGGAGGGGUCGGCUAGGGAUUCUCGUGUCACUGGGAGAGGCAGCAUGUGUGGGGACAGAAGGGCAGUCGUCGGGAUUCGACACGGGUUCGCGAGAAGGGGCUGAAUUGGAUGGAAGGGAAGGACGGCGGAAAAUGGAGGAAGGGAAGGAAGGAGGAGAUGGGGAGGAAGAAGGGGAAGAAGGAAAGGAAGGACAGGAAGGGGGAGAAAGGAAGUUGAUUGAAUUGCUUGAAGGAAAAGAGGGUGCCAAACGGGACGUAGAUAUUGUUGACGACGAAGGGGAGGAGAGUGAGGACGAUGUCGGAUCUGGAGAGUCGCCUCACGAGUUCGGGCAAUUGUACGAAGAACAUCGCGAGGAUGAUAUCGAAUACGAUGUGACUGCAAUGGAAAUGGAGACCCAGAUGGUUAACGGUCUUUCGUCAGAACGUGAACACUAUGAGGUUCAACCACUUACGUUUAUCGCUGAUCUUAAACACCAGUUCGACUAGGUUUCCAUUGUUGUGAGCCCAUCUAAAGCAAGUCGCCGUAUAAACAUCG
Messenger RNA from Chara braunii, 1977 nucleotides. The record is from the annotation of a GenBank genome assembly. NCBI's taxonomy places the organism in Eukaryota, Viridiplantae, Streptophyta, Charophyceae, Charales, Characeae.